GUCCUGCGUUGGCAUUCGGCAAGUGAGAGCGGAGCGCGUUCGGUUGAGCUCUGCGCCCGUGCGUAAUUGGAGCAAAGCAAGUCGGCGACACCUGAUUUGGAGAUUAUCAGAGAGGAAAUAGUGUUGUUUUGUUUUAACUCGGCGUUUCAACAUGGCUGUGACUGAAGCGGGAUGCGACCUCACGUACUGCAAAAUGAGGGGAAUUGUUUCUGUUCUCACCGCUUUCAUCAAGGAGAGAAAAAUGGGGUUGAAUGAUUUCAUCCAGAAGCUUGUGUCGACCCCUCACAUCUGCCAACAUGUUGCAGUCAACAACUUCCUGAAGAUUGAUGAGAAUCAGAAUGAGGAGGUUGAAAAUGAUCUCGCUGAAAGAAGGAAGUUCGUUAAUUCGCAAAGUUCACUUGCUGAGGACACUCAGAUCAAACCCUGUGAUUUCGACUACCUCAAAAUCAUCGGCAGAGGCAGCUUUGGAAAGGUUCUGCUCGCACGACACAAGGAGUCCACUAAAUAUUACGCUGUCAAAGUGCUGCAGAAGAAAAUUAUCCUGAAGAAGAAAGAGCAAAAGCAUAUCAUGGCUGAACGCAGCGUGCUCAUGAAGAACAUCAAGCAUCCCUUCCUAGUGGGACUGCACUACUCCUUCCAAACUACUGAUAAACUUUACUUUGUACUUGACUACGUUAAUGGUGGAGAGCUCUUCUACCAUCUGCAGAGAGAAAGGAUCUUCUUGGAACCCCGUGCCAGAUUUUACACUGCUGAAAUUGCAAGUGCACUCGGCUACCUCCACUCCCUGCAUAUUGUGUACAGGGACCUUAAGCCUGAGAACAUCCUGUUAGACUCCCAAGGCCACAUUGUCCUAACAGACUUUGGUCUCUGCAAAGAAGAUCUUGAACCUAAUGGCACAACAACAACUUUCUGUGGGACGCCUGAGUAUUUGGCUCCGGAGGUUCUCCAGAAGCAGGCCUAUGACCGUACAGUGGACUGGUGGUGUUUGGGAUCUGUGCUCUAUGAAAUGCUAUAUGGACUUCCUCCCUUCUACAGUCGCAACACAGCUGAGAUGUACAACAACAUCCUGCACAAGGUUCCUAUACUCAAACCCAACGUGUCAAACUCGGGAAGGGAGCUGCUUGAGGGUUUGCUGCAGAAGGAUCGUACCAAGAGACUGGGGGUGAAGGAUGAUUUUCUCGAACUGAAGUACCAUUCCUUCUUCUCGCCAAUCAACUGGGACGACCUGAUGGCCAAGAAGAUCACUCCGCCCUUCAUCCCCUCUGUGAGUGGUCCCACAGACCUACGCCACUUUGACCCAGAGUUCACCCACUUGCCUGUGUCCUCCUCCCUGAGCAACGACACCUUCAGUGUGACCAGCAGUAUCAAAGAAGCAGCGGGGGCAUUCCCUGGAUUUUCCUAUGGGCCUCCAGCAGACCAUUCCUUUUUGUGAAUACCAGUAUCAUUAACUGAUAUUCUCUCCCAGUAACCACAAGCUCUGGAUUGAGUUUUGUUUUGACAGCGGGACCACAUAGGAGCCGCUUGUCCAUACGGGACCUACUGAGGGUCGAAUCUUGAAGGAUCUUUUUACAUGACUCAUGUACUGAGAUGGAUUCAUGUUACAACAUCAUCGGCCCUACACUUCUGCCUCUAUCAUCUAAAACAAUAAUAAAAAAAACUCUAAGUGUGCCAAGUACUGAAGCACUCCGGGAUCUUACAACAUCACCCACUGGUGACUGGACCUCACUGCUCCGAAGAGAAGUGCCUGAAGUUUAUUGGGACGGCGCCUGCAAGAGUCAACUUUUUCCAGUACGAUUCCACUCGACUUUUGACAGGGGCACACUGGCCGUUCAGGGUGAUGCCUUCAUUCCAUGUUUGCAUACACUAGAUGUUCGAACUAAAAUGGUCUCCAAGUUCAUUAUGCAACUUAAUUUCAUGUUAAUGCUCUAUUGCACGAAUGGAAACAUGGGUCCAGAAUAAAGACGAGUCAUAUCAUAUCUGUAUUCUCCUAAUUCAUAUCUUUACUUUGGACCAAAUUUAACAUGCUCAUUAACUGAAAUCUAAAUCUUCUAAAUAUUUACAUUUUAAAUUGUAUUUCUUUUCAUAAAAACAAGAGAUUCAUUGUUUACCCUUUGUAAUAUGCAUUUUAUAUAUAAGUUAAUGUUGCCCAUUGUGUGUCUGUGUGUGUAUAUAUAUAUAUAUAUAUAUAUAUAUAGACUUAGUGAAACCUAUAUUUAUUGAAUGGCAAUAUAUCCCCCUAAAGCCUUCAUUUACAAGGAAUCCAUAUGUCUAUAUUAUUGAUCUGGAACGUGUGAUUCAACCAGCAAUAACAGGUUUGAACAAUGUUUAUCAAUCAUUUUCACAAUUAGAAUGUUUUACAGAAAACAUGCCAUACAAACUAUAUUAAAGAUGUCAUUGUAUUUAUACAUCGUGUCGAGAGGACCUGUGAAUGUUUUGUGCCUGUCCAUGUAUACUGUGUGUACAGUACAUAUCUCUUUUCCAUUACCUGUUGUUCCCUCCCAUAGAGAUCUUGAUUUAUAUAUGUGCUUCAUUAACUUGACUGAGGACAAAAGGAUGGAGCAGGCUUCAGCAUUAGCCACAAACCCUCUGCUUAAUAGGCUUUCUUAAAUCGUGCAAUAAAAUCGCACUGGCUUUAAUGGAGGAAUUAUCGAUGGAUCUUGCAACAGAAUGGGACUAGUAAUGUAUGAAGUUGUGUUACAUUAUUGAAAAUGGAUGAUUUAUUGCUCGUACAUAUAUUAAAAAACUGAUACAUGUAAGAGGUGCAUUUUAAAGACUGUUGAAAAAAGCACUGCACAGUACAUCAUUUUCUUCCAUAUUUGGAAGUUGCAAUUUUUUCUUUUGUAUUUCAGUGUGUAUUUAUUUUCCUGCCAUUGUUACUAGAUUAAGAAAGUAAUUUACAUGAUCUACUCAAUUAUUGAAAAUUAAUGUCAGAAAUUCCAAAUAAAAUCUCUUACCUGAAAACCAA
Phyllopteryx taeniolatus (common seadragon) is the source of this 2965-nucleotide messenger RNA. Its product is annotated as STKc_SGK domain-containing protein. NCBI's taxonomy places the organism in Eukaryota, Metazoa, Chordata, Actinopteri, Syngnathiformes, Syngnathidae. The record is from RefSeq and is a predicted model, not a curated record. Gene Ontology annotation, molecular function: phosphatidylinositol binding; ATP binding; protein serine/threonine kinase activity. The transcript has 13 exons. The coding region runs from base 152 to 1432 and encodes 426 amino acids. Gene Ontology annotation, biological process: protein phosphorylation.